CACAGUGGAAGGAGGCUGGAGCAGUUCUUCUAUCCCACUGCCUUUGCCACCGCUGCACAUCUUAUCCUUUACAGAGUUUAAGCUUCUUCCUCUCCCCACCACCACCUAGUCAGCAUACUCACCGUCUCUUUCCAAGCCAUUUAUAUCAUGAACCUGUGCUAGGGAGGUGAAAUCGAGCUCCCAGGAGUGGACGAGGCGGUACUUUGUUACUAAGAGACAGAAAGAAAGUGAGGCAGAGAUACCAAGCAUGGCUCAGGCCUCUCAGGAACAAGGGGCAGUGGGCAUUGCCGACCCAGAUGAGGAUUCUCCCAACAUGAUCGUUUACAGGAAGAUUGAGGAUAUCAUCACACGCCUCCAAGAUGAGACUGAAGGUGUGCCUGUCAGAACGGUCAAGAGCUUCCUGUCCAAGAUUCCCAGUGUUGUUACAGGUUCAGACAUUGUUCAGUGGUUGAUGAAGAACCUCAACAUAGAUGAUCCUGUGGAGGCCAUACACAUUGGCAGCCUGAUCGCUGCUCAAGGCUACAUCUUCCCAAUCUCUGAUCAUGUUCUCACCCUUAAGGAUGAUGGCACGUUUUACCGCUUUCAGGCUCCAUACUUUUGGCCAUCUAAUUGCUGGGAGCCAGAAAACACAGACUAUGCCAUCUAUCUGUGCAAGCGAACCAUGCAGAACAAGACCCGGCUGGAGCUGGCAGACUAUGAGGCAGAGAAUCUAGCAAGGCUACAGAGGGCUUUUGCCAGGAAGUGGGAGUUCAUCUUCAUGCAGGCUGAGGCACAGGUCAAGAUCGACAGGAAAAAAGACAAGACGGAUAGAAAGAUUCUGGACAGUCAGGAGAGAGCCUUCUGGGAUGUUCAUCGACCUGUGCCAGGGUGUGUCAGCACCACAGAGAUGGACAUCAGGAAGUGUCGCCGCCUGAAGAAUCCUCAAAGAGUGAAAAAGUCAGUGUAUGGUGUAGUGGAUGACACACAGACGCAGAGUCCUGUACACACACCCUUACAACAGAGCAACAAGGACACCAAAGAGGGCGUAGAGAAAGAAAUUCUCUUCUUAAACACUCAGUUGGAUCGACACUGUAUGAAAAUGUCCAAAGUAGCUGAGACGUUGAUGACCUACACAGAGCAAUAUCUUGACUACGACCCCUUCGUGUCAGUACCAGAGCCAUCCAAUCCCUGGAUCGGCGAUGACAUCACUUUCUGGGAGCUAGAGGAUAGUAAGGACCCGAGUCAACAGCGAGUAAAGAAGUGGGCUUUCUCAUUGGAUGAGGCUUUAAAGGAUCCAGUGGGCCGUGAGCAGUUCCUUAAAUUCUUGGAGUCUGAAUUCAGCUCUGAGAACCUCCUGUUCUGGUUGGCUGUGCAAGAUCUGAAGUCCCGCCCCCUGCAGGAGGUGGUAGCUCGGGCUCAGGAGAUCUGGGAAGAGUUUCUUGCUGAGGGAGCUCCCAAUGCCAUCAAUCUGGACUCACAUAGCUAUGAGCGCACCAGUCAGAACCUAAAAGACCCUGGCCGCUAUAGCUUUGAAGACGCCCAGGACCACAUCUACAAGCUGAUGAAGAGUGACAGCUACCCUCGUUUUCUGCGCUCCAAUGCUUACCAGGACCUCCUGUUGGCCAAAAAGAAGCCUGAGACUGACCAAGGCCGCCGCACCUCCCUGGAGAAAUUCACUCGCAGUGUGGGCAAGUCUCUGACAAGUAAACGACUGACGGGCCUCAUGCAGUCCUCCUGACGAGUCCUGGCUUUUAAGAAGUCAAGGUCCCUCCAAAGAAACUGCAGUUUGUUGGGGUGGAAGCAUUGUUGCUAUGGGCCAUGUGUAUGGACCAGCCUCUCUCCAAAACCCAUCCAAACAUUGCACAGCUACCGACUCUAGAUGGCAGCAUGCAAUAAGUCCAAAACAUUUUUCAAACUGUGACAGUGUUGUCUGUGUUAAUUAAAUCAGUACCAGAAUGACUGCAUACAUGAAUGUCAGAUUUCUCAGUACCAUCUAGAGCAACAUAAGUUUAUUUGAUAUAUAUACACAGACUGCGGCAAAGACAGGACACCAACUCAGCCCUUUCAUUAUCAGUUUUGAAAACAUGAUGUGUCAUGGUCAGGGAUGCAGUAGUCAAUGUCAAGGACAUGUCAACAGGAAGCAUUGGAAGAAGAGAGGAUGUGUCUCAAAUCUUCAGAGCAUUCCAAAGGAGUUUUCAAUGGAGAAAAUGAUAAAGGGCUUGCAGUGUGGGUUUUCCCUCAGUUAAGGUUUGCACAGAACAUUUCAUACACUCUCGUCACGUAUUUUUUGUGAAAUGGUGGUUGAAUAUGAAGUGUGAAUGUUGGAGUGAAGGGUUUCCACACAGCUCUGUGUUAUUUUAAUACUUUAAUAAUUUCCUGCCAUUUUGGAGACUGUACUCUGUGUCUACAGGCCAUGUUGUAUUCGACUAUUAGCACAUGAUGUAGUACUUCUAACAGAGAUGUGAGCGACAAGGAGAGAUGGCUUUUAGACUUUUUAGAUUUAUUGAGGAAUUAAAGAAGUAGACACAUGCUCACAGAUUUUCAACCAGGACAAUCAAGUAUAUCAGUAUUUCAGGAUGAUUCAUAUAGUGCACAGAAUAUUCCUUUGCACAAAGAUUGCACCAAUUGAAAUACACUGGAUGCCAGAGAUAUAUACUAUAUUGCCAAAAGUAUUCGCUCACCCAUCCAAAUUAAUUGAAUUCAGGUGUUCCAAUCACUUCCAUGGCCACAGGUGUAUAAAAUGAAGCACCUAGGCAUGCAGACUGCUUCUACAAACAUUUGUGAAAGAAUGGGCCGCUCUCAGGAGCUCAGUGAAUUCCAGCAUGGUACUGUGAUAGGAUGCCACCUGUGCAACAAGUCCAGUCGUGAAAUUUCCUCGCUACUAAAUAUUCCACAGUCAACUGUCAGUGGUAUUAUAACAAAGUGGAAGCGAUUGGGAAUGACAACAACUCAGCCACGAAGUGGUAGGCCACGCAUAGUGCGCAGAGGUCGCCAACUUUCUGCUGAGUCAAUCGCUACAGACCUCCAAAGUUCAUGUGGCCUUCAGAUUAGCUCAAGAAUAGUGCGUAGAGAGCUUCAUGGAAUGGGUUUCCAUGGCCGAGCAGCUGCAUCCAAGCCAUACAUCACCAAGUGCAAUGCAAAGCGUCGGAUGCAGUGGUGUAAAGCACACCGCCACUGGACUCUAGAGUAGUGGAGACGCGUUCUCUGGAGUGACGAAUCACGCUUCUCCAUCUGGCAAUCUGAUGGACGAGUCUGGGUUUGGUGGUUGCCAGGAGAACGGUACUUGUCUGACUGCAUUGUGCCAACUGUGAAGUUUGGUGGAGGGGGGAUUAUGGUGUGGGGUUGUUUUUCAGGAGCUGGGCUUGGCCCCUUAGUUCCAGUGAAAGGAACUCUGAAUGCUUCAGCAUACCAAGAGAUUUUGGACUAUUCCAUGCUCCCAACUUUGUGGGAACAGUUUGGGGAUGGCCCCUUCUUGUUCCAACAUGACCACGCACCAGUGCACAAAGCAAGGUCCAUAGAGACAUGGAUGAGCGAGUUUGGUGUGGAAGAACUUGACUGGCCUGCACACAGUCCUGACCUCAACCCGAUAGAGCACCUUUGGGAUGAAUUAGAGCGAAGACUGCGAGCCAGGCCUUCUCGUCCAACAUCAGUGUCUGACCUCACAAAUGCGCUUCUGGAAGAAUGGUCAAAAAUUCCCAUAAACACACUCCUAAACCUUGUGGAAAGCCUUCCCAGAAGAGUUGAAGCUGUUAUAGCUGCAAAGGGUGGGCCGACGUCAUAUUAAACCCUAUGGAUUAAGAAUGGGAUGUCACUUAAGUUCAUAUGCAUCUAAAGGCAGAUGAGCGAAUACUUUUGGCAAUAUAGUGUACAUUUAAUGCAUUUGGCAGAUGCUUAUAUCCAGAGUGACUUUCUGUGCAUUGAAGCUAUACAGUUGAUCAGUAUGUGUUGCCUUGGAUUCGAACCCACAACCUUGGCCUUGCUAAUGCUAGUCAGUGUGUUUCCUGAACAGCUUUAUUGCAAAUGUUUGACCAAACAUACAAUUAUCCACCGAAAAUUCUCAUUAUGUAUUUUUCAAACCAACACAUACAGCAGGUCGUUUUUUUUUUGUUUGUUUUUUUUUUUUGUCUUGCUUGCCUGUUUUAAAUAUUGCUAUUGUAACAACUUUGAAUGUAAGUGCCUAGUUGCUUAGCGUCAGUGUGGUGAUUACUGUGUUGAUGAUAAUGAUGAUGGAUGAUCAUGACGAUGAUUGGUCCUUUCAUCACAGCACCUUCACUCAUAGCAUAUGAGUGGACAACAGUUUUCGCAGGACUCUCAUCGAUGUGAAAGGUGUUUUCUCACUGCAGGACAUUCUGAAGAAAGCACAUAUUCACCAAACAACCCGCUUCAACACCUCAGCUGGACUUUCUCCAUUGCUUACAUCAUUUCCUAAAGCACCAUCACUGCCAGAGAUACACAGCUAUCCUAGGCACACAAAUUUCUUCAAACAAAAUGGCAGAACAGAAAAGUCUGCAGUUGCUCUGGCAUGUCCCCUCUACAUAUUUUCAGGUAGAAAUGGUUUGUUGAGUCGUAACUGUGUGUUAGGUUGAAAUGGAAUGUAUAGACUCUGUAGCAAUUCUGGAUAUGGAAGAUGCUGUGUAGAAUAUUGAACAUUGAUUAUAACUUAGAGGCACAAGUGCCAUAUUCAGCACAAAACUAUGCAUGGAAUAUUUCUAAAGAGUUUUACUGCUUUUAGUUUUUUUUUUUUUUUUUUUUUUUUUCAAAGAUGAUGAUCAGUAGGUCAGCAUAAUGGAAAGGAGGACCUGAGGUCCUGAAUCACUCAAUAAAUGUUCAGUUUGGAGAGCUCUGGAAAUGCUUUUCAGUCUUUUACAUGGUGUUUGUUCUACUGUAUGUAAAUUUACCUUAAACUCUGCAUCAGAAAGCAAUAAAGUAUUGCAUUUACAAAAUGGCAGCAACAGCACAAUGAUAACCCU
Messenger RNA from Myxocyprinus asiaticus (Chinese sucker), 4949 nucleotides. Its product is annotated as regulator of G-protein signaling 6-like. The record is from RefSeq and is a predicted model, not a curated record. Lineage: Eukaryota; Metazoa; Chordata; Actinopteri; Cypriniformes; Catostomidae. Bases 248 to 1717 code for a protein of 489 amino acids. Gene Ontology annotation, biological process: regulation of G protein-coupled receptor signaling pathway; G protein-coupled receptor signaling pathway; intracellular signal transduction. The transcript is spliced from 18 exons.